AUGGGAACAGUAUUCAGUGGAUUGACUAAGGAGGAUAUUAGGGUUAUAAGGCAGACAGGCUGCAGGUUACCCCCUAAGCAAAUAAAGCUUCUUUAUACUAGGUUUAAAGAACUAGAUAAAGAAGAAAUAGGAAGAAUAUUUGUAGACCAAUUACUAUGUAUCCCGGAGAUAAGUAUAAAUCCAUUUGGAGAGAGGGUUAUAAGGAAGAUAUGUGAUGAAGAUGGGAAGAUAGACUUCAAUGGGUUUGUAUCUGCUGCUACUAUUUUCAGUAAAUAUUCCACGAAUGAAGAGAAGGUGAAAUUCUUUUUUGACUUAAUCUCAGUAGACGGGAGAAUUACUAGAACAGAUUUAGAGGAAAUUGCAAGUAAUUUAUACCCGAAGGAUGAGAAUACAGAAGACAUAAGGGCAGGUAUAGAUGAGAUAUUUCAUGUAUAUGAUAAGACUAACAAGGAGUUCAUUGAAUGUAAAGACCUUAAUAAAAUGGACUGCAAUGCACUAGGCAGGAUAUUCUGA
Molecule: messenger RNA, 513 nt
Organism: Nematocida ausubeli
Lineage: Eukaryota; Fungi; Microsporidia
Exons: 1
Coding region: 1-513 (170 amino acids)
Molecular function (GO): calcium-dependent protein serine/threonine phosphatase regulator activity; calcium ion binding
Source: RefSeq, a predicted model, not a curated record